AUGAGCCCACCUAGCCUAUCAGCGGCGGGCGACCUCGACGUCCACGGUGACAUGGCAUCAACGCCUCCACCACCGUCAUCAACGUCGUACCAUACCAACGACGUCGCCUCCACUACCUCCGUCACGCUCACUAAAGAGCAAUUCGACGAGCUGAUCAGGAACCAGCGCCCCGCACGGGACGACGACGCAUUCUCCAUGCGUCAGCGCCUACCCCCAGCCAACCCUCCGGUCUUCCCCGACGACUCGAAACUUACGGAGGACAAUUACGUUGACUGGGUCCCCACGAUGCCGCCAUGCCCGCCCUCUUGGGCUGGAUUCAACGCUCGGACGAAUCGAGCGACGGUCCCCGUUGCGAAGGCGGUCGUACCGACCAAACGCUCUGCACCAGGCAAGAAGGGAAAAUGGGAUCGUUCUGGUCCUGCCCCGAGCAACUGCCCAGCUUGUGGUCAAGGCAAACACUGGCUCGACAAGUGUCCGGAAUCGCGCAAGCGAGCCAAGUACCUCGAGCUCAAAAACGCCAUGAAGGAACUCCAAGGCUCAUCAUCGCCUGCGUCCACGUUCGUGGCCACCGAGGCAGCAUCCAAGGAUCAACACCUGUCCGUCGUUUCUUCUGCUACGUUUGUCAACAUCGGGCCACCGGCGGAAAUCCUUCUGCUAGACUCGGCGUCGGCGUGCCACGUCGUCAACGAUGCGUCCUUCUUUGACGGCCCCCUUUCACCUACCCCGCAAGUCCUGCAAGGUCUAGGGGGAACGGUGAAGGCCUCGGGAAUCGGCUCGGUCAAGCUCGUCUCCGAUAAUGGUACCAGGUUCACCCUCAACGACGUGAUCUAAGCCCCCGAGAGCCCUGCCAACCUCAUCUCAGUCCGGGCCUUCGACCGCAAAGGCGUUCGCAUCACCUUCGAACACGGAUAAGUCGAGCUCCGCACGCCGCAAGGGUGCAUCGCCACAGCAUCAGCCAUCGCGUCCUGCGUUUACAAACUCAACACUUCGGUCCAAGCUGCCAGCAAAGAUGCGCGACACACCCUCGUUGCCACCAAGUCCAAUAGGCUACCUUUACUUACCCUUCACCGGCGCUACGGCCACGCCUCUGUCCAGACACUUAAAAAACUGGCGGCCUCUGGCCAGGUGGAGGGUUUAGAUUGGCCCUAUAGUGACUUCGAGUGUGAUGGCUUCACCUGCAACGCGUGCCUUGCCUCCAAAGCGCAUCGUUUGCCUUUCCCCUCUUCGUCGUCGCAUGCCGCGGAACCACUCGCAUUGGUGCACUCGGACGUCUUAUCUUUCCCCGAGGAAUCCUUAGGCCAUAAGCGAUACCUCGUCACGUUCAUCGACGACUUCUCGAGGAAGACUUGGGUUUACCCUAUCGGGCACAAGAGCGAGGUCCUUCAGACAUUCAAGGAUUGGCUUCUGGAGAUCGAAAACGCCACGGGUCGCAGGGUCAAAACACUUCGCUCGGACAACGGGGGCGAGUAUGUUUCUACCGCUUUCAACGGCUAUUGCGUGGCCCGCGGAAUUCAUCGCGAAUUGACCAUACCGUACACACCCGAGCAAAACGGUCGGGCUGAGCGAGCCAACCGGUCGAUCGUCGAGGGCACCCUGGCUCUACUGUCUCACUCGGGACUCCCACGAUCGUGCUGGGACGAGGCUGCCAUGUGUUACAUUCACGCCAAGAACCUCUCGCCUCACGCGGCCCUUGGUGGAGCCAUCCCAAACAGUCGUUGGUCGGGCCACACACCAAGCGUAGGGGGUCUUCGGGCAUUCGGUUGUCGCGCUUGGACCACCGUGCCGGCUCACCGACGGGACAAGCUCGACCCAAAAGGGAUUCCUCUGGUCUUCGUCGGGUACGAUCGACACGCGAAAGCCUACCGUCUUCUCGAUCCUUCCUCCAUGCGUGUGAGUCUGGGCCGCAAUGUGACGUUCGUAGAAACCGAGUUCCCCUUCGCUAUCGCGCCCACCCGAGUGACGCAGCCGUCCAUCCCGGGUUACGCCCCCCAGCCCCCACCCGUCGAAGCUCCAACACCCGUCGAGCCUCCCCCACGGCCACCGGCCCCAACGCCUGUCGAGGCACCCGCGUCGCCCGCAUCGACCAGCUCGGCCGACAACGACGACGCCUCAUCGACCACGAGCGCAACGACAGAGUCAGCCGUGAACCCGCCGCAACCACCUCCGGAUCCAGCUCCACUCGCCAAAGUCAAGCCGAGUUGGGAGUACGGCGACGUCGCCAAGGUUGGUCCCGAUCCAGGGAAGUACGGUGAAGUCAACGCUCGAAACAUCAUUGAUGGCCCCCGGACUCGCCGCCAACCCGUUCCCACCAUGAUCACGCGGGAACAGCCAGUCGACGGCACCGACGGACCCACCGCCUCUUUCAAGAGCCUGCUCCUUGCCUUCGCAUCCACCAAGGCCGGCUUCGCAGAUCAUGACUUGUCGGUUGUUCGCGAUCCGGCAAAUUGGGGCGACGUCAUCCGAUCGGGACAAGAGGACGUUUGGGGCGCUCCGGCACAGGAUGAAUUCGAUUCGCUUCUGAACGAUUACGAGGUCUUUCAAAUCGUCGAAUCCUGUGAGCUCCCAGCGGGUGAGAUCCUCCUGCGGUCGGGCUGGGUGUUCCGGACUAAACGCAACCAGCAUGGCGAUAUCACCGAUCACAAGGUCCGACUUGUUGCUCACGGAUGUGCCCAACGCCCUGGCCUUGACUUCGAGAAGACCUACGCCCCUGUCGUCAAAUUCACGUCCAUUCGAGCUCUCAUCGCACUCGCCGCGGCCAACGGCUAUCACGUCCAUCAGGCCGACGUCAACAAGGUGUAUUUACACGGCAAACUUGACAAGCCUCUCUACAUGCGCGUCCCUCAGGGCAUAAACCUGCCAGGCAAGAUCCUCAAGCUGUCCAAAUCCAUCUACCGCCUUCGCCAGGCCGGCACCAUCUGGAACGCUGAGAUCGACUCGACUCUGCGGUCCCUCGGAUACGUCCCCACCAGGUCUGACAUCUGUAUCUACCGCCGAAAUCGAGCGGGUGCUGGAUGCGCUGGAACUCACAUACGGCAUCAAACGUCUCGGACCUGCUGAAUAUAUUCUAGGCAUCCAAGUCAAACGUGGACAAGACGGCUCUAUCACGCUCUCACAAGAGCGCUACCUUCGGGACAUCCUUGCCAGGUUCCAAUUCACCGAUGCCAAGCCGGCAAGUAUUCCAAUGCAGCCAGGUGUCGUCCUUGACUUCGAGGACUUGGCGGCCACUCCUCAGGAUCGUACGCGCUACUUGCAGGCCAUCGGUUCGUUGAUGUACGCCGCAGUUGGAACUCGUCCGGACCUCGCCUUCGUGGUCAGCUACCUCGCUCGCUUCUCCCAGCAGCCUGGCCCGGAGCAUUGGACAGCCAUCAAGCAGGUCCUCCGUUACAUCAAAGGCACGCUGGACUUGGGCCUCACCUAUUGCAAGACCAGCCAACCACUCCAUGGCUACUCGGAUGCGAACUGGGGAGCCUGUCUAACGACCUCACGAUCGACCAUGGGCUACGCGUUCAUCUUGUCCGGAGCCGCUAUUGCUUGGUGCUCCAAACGCGAGCACAGGGUGGCCAAGUCCACUACCGACGCAGAGUACCUCUCUCUUUCGUACACAAGCGGUGAUGCCAUCCACCUGAGCGAACUCCUGGCUGAACUUGGCGCUCCGGUCUCCGGUCCAGUCGUACUCUACGGGGACAACCAAGGUUCGCUGGCUCUUGCGCAGCACCCGACCAACCAUCAGGGGUCUCGUCAUGUUCGCAUCUCGGAACAUUACGUCCGCGAGAGGGUAGCUGAGAAGGAGAUCGAGGUCCGCUACAUCGCCACCGGCGACAUGAUUGCCGAUAUUUUCACCAAAGCCUUGGGUCCCAAGCCGUUCAUCUUCCAUCGGGAGAAUUUGGGUUUGCGAGGUGCAGUGGUAUGACAGCACGGGGGGGGUGUCAAUAUAUUGCUGUUUCAUCCCACUGGUAUUCCCGAUUAUGAUUAGUUACUAGUUGUUGAUAUUAGUCGCCCCGCGCGUCUCGAGCCUGCCUCGUGCGCGCUCCCUUAGCGCUUAUCUUCUUUCUCCAACUAUCUUUACUAUCUUCAUCGGCUCUCGUACUUACGCACUUCGUGCCUCGGCCUCAGUUCCUGAAAAUUCCGACAGGCGACGCCCCUUUGUGGGAACCUUCGGACGAGCUCGUGCUCUCAAAGCUGUGGCCACACCUCGAUCCAUUUGGUCUCGUCGGUUUCUGUGUGGAGCGCGACCUCAACAUUUCUCUGGACGAGCAAGUCAAACAUUUGCUCAAUCUAUACGACAGCGAUUUUCGAUGCGACCCGUCUUUCCCAGUCAUCGUCUCGAACAUGCUCCGCCGACGAGAAGUAUUUCGCCACCUCGCUUUUCGGGUCCCCAAUGGCUCGAAUCGCAGCAGCACAGUUCGAAAUUGUGUCCGAAAUGAUCAAAAAAUCCCAAGGACACGAAAAGGUACAAGGCAACAACAGAAGCAGAGAAGCAUACCAACCGUAUUCUGGCAGAAUUGCAAAGUGUCCGAGACAAAUUUCAUGGCACAACUGCACAGAUGCUCGACAUGAGGAGUGGGAUCCGCGGAUACGUCAACGCGUUCGGUAUGUACACCCUCUUCGUCACCAUCAACCCGGCAGAUUUACACUCACCGUUGAUGACGAGGUAUCCCACAGCCUUGGGCGCAUCAAGGACAAGUUUCUCGACCAAGCAGAUACCGUUUGGGCCAACGACAAAAAGUCAUCUAAUCGUGGAUUGCAACACUCUUCCCACUUUGAAAGAUUUGUGGGGGAAUACUGACACUCCAUGCCAUUUGAUUCCCAUGUCUCUCAGCGGUGGACACAUUCACCACACCUAGCCAGGCCGUCUCGCGCCCAAGUCGCUCCCGGAAGUCCCGAUCUCUCAACGUCAACUGA
Microbotryum saponariae is the source of this 4902-nucleotide messenger RNA. The record is from the annotation of a GenBank genome assembly. Lineage: Eukaryota; Fungi; Basidiomycota; Microbotryomycetes; Microbotryales; Microbotryaceae.